AACCCCGACCCGACGCCAGGGAGGCAGGGGUACAAAGCAAAGACCCCAUCACAAAUCACAAUUAUCCCCCUAGCUAAUCCCGUUAGCUGUUCCCAACGGCUGCCUGAUGUGUCUGACACCGCGGAAUCAUCCGGGAAGCUUCAUGCGGUGUAAUCAUACACACGGGAUGCCUCGUGGAGACUUCAACAUUUAUUUUGCCAGCAGCAGACGAGGAGAACACGUCAGAGCUGAGGAGGCAGUGGGCAUAGUUCUGCUGGUGGUCAUCAUCGCAGCUCUCCUCAUCCUGGGCUGCUGGUACUUCAAAAAGAGAAGUGGAUAUAAAAUAAUCAGAACCCCUCGAUCGGGGUCACCAGGAUUCACAGGAGGCCAGUUCUCAGAGGCAGGACCUUCUGCAGAUAACAAAAUGGCUCUAGCAAACUUCGGCAGCUUCCAACCUCCGAUUCCCAAUGCUCCUCCAGCCUAUGAAAAGAUUUCUUCAGUACCGCUGCCUCCCCCGUAUACCCCCUGAAGGACUUCAGCAGAAGACGAACAGAUGUCUGAAGACUGAAAAAUACUGGAGAA
This is a messenger RNA of Cheilinus undulatus (humphead wrasse), 561 nucleotides long. RefSeq names its product melan-A (gene mlana). NCBI's taxonomy places the organism in Eukaryota, Metazoa, Chordata, Actinopteri, Labriformes, Labridae. The record is from RefSeq and is a predicted model, not a curated record. The transcript is spliced from 5 exons. The coding region runs from base 107 to 508 and encodes 133 amino acids. Gene Ontology annotation, cellular component: melanosome.